AUGCUAAAUCACGCGUCGUCUCUCGUCGGCGACACUGCUCGUCUCAGGUGUCGCAUCGAUGGCAAAUCUUGUGGAGAAAUGCACAGCAUCAAGUGGUAUAAGGCUGACACCCGGGUCUACGUGUAUUCAGCGUCGAAGGACGCAGCCAUCAAUAGGCCAGAGGGAGACAUGAUGGAUAGAAUGUCAAUAUCCCACGAGCCAAACGCAACAUAUGCUGAGCUGGUGAUCACCAAUGUGAAGGCCGAUGAUGAAGGCGUCUAUCGUUGCGAGAUCACGUACCUUCAAGUUGGCGAGGAUUGCAACACCGUCCAGGUCACAGACUUCCAUACUUACAUAAAACCGAAGUCCGUUAUAGUAACAACAGGAGACGGUAAAACGAUAGCCGAUGGCCAGGUAUACGGUCCCCUCCUAGAACGUGCUAGAGUGAAUGUGACCUGCUUGGUCACAGAAGGAAAACCUCAGCCGAAGGUGACUUGGUACUUCAAUGGAAAGGAGCGAUUAGAUGCACAAACAAUCACUGAACAGUCAAUAGUGAAGCAUGUUCUACCGCUGACAGUGACACGGACGGAGUUGGGCGGAGAGCUUGUCUGCAAUGUAUCGUCUGCCGCCCUGGAUACUCCCAUCAUUCGAUCACUUAAGCUGGAUGUUAGAGUGCCGCCAAACAAAAUCGCCAUAUCUGGUGUCGGCGAGCAUGUCACCCAGGGUACGCUGCUGACGCUCAUGUGUGUGGUGUCCGGAGCAAGACCAGCAGCUACCAUCGAGUGGUACAACGGCACUGAUCUGUUGACGACGGAAACGCAAAAUAUACAGCAAAAAGAAGUCGAAUCGAGUGACACGACUGUCUCGACCAUGUCCAACCUUACCUUUGAAGCGACUCGUUUCGAGAACGGCCGCAAGUUCAUUUGUAAAGCUGUCAACGAAGCCAUGAGGGACAACAACGACCAUCCAAUACACGCCACUAGGGAAUUAGAGGUUUGGUACCCACCAAUCGUUCACGUCGGACCACCUAAUAUAACAGUCGUGGAAGGCACCAAGAUCUUACUCAAGAGCGAAUAUGAAAGUAAUCCGUCAUCCCUCCGCGACGUCGUAUGGUACCGCAACGGCCAAAGAUUGAAUGUAAACACGAGUCACUAUAACGGAGGCACAACCGACCAGCAUGCGUUGAUAAUUCUGGACGCAAAUGGAGACGACAUGGGAAACUACACCUGCCUCCUAGCUAAUAUUGUUGGCAAUGGUACCACAGAAGAGAUUAUAAGUGUCAAUGUACUAUUCAAACCCCAAGUCCGGCUAACAAUGAGUCCGGAAAGUCCAAUUCUAGAGACAGAUCAUAAAAAUGUAACACUCACUUGUGAGGUCGUGUCCGGCAACCCUUCAGUUUUGGAUGAAGUUAUCUGGUACUUGGAUGGAGAAGUACUAAAGCAUUUACCUGAAUGCAAUGGCACGGAUGAAAACCUGUGCAAUGAAGUGGACCCCUCGAUGCUCCUCUUACAAGACACCACAAAGAGCUUCCACGGAAACUACUCUUGUAAGGGCAAAAACUACGCUGGCUGGGGAAACGAGAGUCAAAAUACCGAAUUGAUUGUCAACUAUCCACCUGGACCAGCAAAGUUGACCUACUCGCCGUGGAGAGUUGUGAAAGGGAAAUCCCUUGUUCUGAGCUGCAGCAUACAGGAGAGGGGAAGACCGGAAGCCCAUAGGUUCCGAUGGCACCGUGGUGGUCGUGUUGUCAGCGAUAUCGUAUCUCAAAACUGGACCAUCGAUCCUGUGACUCUAGAUCACAGGACUAACUUCUCCUGUCGUGGUAUCAAUUCAGGUGGUGAAGGAGAACCGGCCUUUGUUAAUAUUGAUGUGCUUGCGCCACCAAGUUUCAAGUACGCAAUGAACCACUACAGUGGAGCGUUAUAUAAAUCUCAAAAUAUAUCUCUAUCCUGCACGGUGGAGUGCGCCCCUCUUUGCAGCGUGCAGUGGCUGAAGGACGGUCAAAUUAUCGAUCCUAGUAAAACCGACCGUUACUAUGUGGUAGAGAGAAAAAUAGAACCGCAGGUCAAUAGAAAUGACUUCGAAGCGACAGAGUCUACAUUGCACUGGAAUAUGUCAGCAUGGUCGGGAGGUGUUCUAUCUCGUUCUGCUGACACAGCGCGGUAUACUUGUCGAUCGUCAAGGAAUGCAGCAGGUCCGCCUGUCAACAGCACCACAAAGUUCGCUGUAGAAUAUGAACCAGAAAACAUAACAGUUACUCCCAGGGUCGUGUCGGUGAUUGAAAAUGAAAUUCCUGCUAAAGUUGUUUGUUCUGCCAAAGGUUUCCCCAUGCCAAGCUACACUUGGCGCCGAGAGCAGCCAAAUAAAAGUUCAGCGAAGGAACAUACCAACAAUUCCCUAGCUCUCUCUUCUUCUAACACACUCCUCCUCGGUCCCGUAGCGAGGAAGGAUGCUGGCAAUUAUGUGUGCGAAGCCUAUAAUAGACAUGGAGCAGUGAACACUACAGUGGUUAUGGAUGUAAUGUUUGUUCCCGAAUGUGGCAUAAAGCAGGUGGAAGUGGAAGGUCAGCAGGUCCUCGCGUGUACAGCUCAUGCGAAUCCAAGCGAGGUCACCUUCACCUGGAAACUAAAGAAUGACAACGACACACUGACGGACGAGAAAAUCUGGGACGAAGGUGUUCAGAGCUUCCUUCGACUGAGUUCCAGUGUCGACGUGUACAGAACUUAUUUGUGUCUAGCCAGCAACAGCGUUGGCACAUCCAGGCCGUGUGAGAGGGAUGUUAUGGGUAACAAGGUAUGGUGGCGUGACAGGCAGAAGCUGUUCUUGAUAGGAGGCAUCGCUUUGGCAAUUCUCGUAAUCAGCGUGAUCCUCUGCAUCAUUAUUAUCUGCAUCUGCAGACGAAUGCGGGCUAAAUCGAAGUGCCCACCUACGAAUGGCGUAGAUAAUGCAGCAAACGGCAACCUUGGAGCGGACAAUCCGGGUCUCUAUGAGAACCUGCCGUUCCAUGGUCUACAACAACCUCCCAAUAAGCCAGUGCAAGCUAUACAGCCUAGAGUGAUAGAUCCUAACAAAAAGAAAGGCACAAGUGUGGAAUCAUUACAACGGCAACUGAAAACUAACCCCUCAUUCACGCCGAGAGUCGUUUGUCCACCAUUCGUUCAGAAUGCUAUUAGUUACCCAAUUACAUCACCAGAUUCUCUGCCGACUUAUGGAAUAUCAGUUUUGUCACCGAUACAACAAAUGUUUCCCCUGCCACAAACAGUAUUACUCAAUCCAUACCUUCCACCCAUGCCCAAUACUUAUCUUAAACAAUUCCCUACUAUUGAUGAAGAAAACAUAGAUCCUGAUUUAAGAAAAUUUAGUUCUUUGAAUACGAGGAAUGUCAAAUCUAAACCGCCAAAAUUUCAAUCGAUGAGAAUCGUUCGAAAGAGAAACAUAGAAAGAUUUUAUCCCAAUACAGAAUAUGGAGAAAAUUUUAAUGAAAUCAACAAUAAUGGCAAAAACGGCAACUCAGAGGAAGAUAAGGCUACGGAUAAUAUUUACGAGAAUUUUCCCUCUUUGUUGAAAUUCAAGUCUGAUAUAAGUGGUGUGGAAAAAUUCGAAAAUCUAACAGACUCUAUUCAAGUAUAUGAAGAAAGUUUAGAUCGAGAUGAUAUAAGUGCAUCCGUUACUUCAUUAAACAGGCCAAUACCUGCACCCAGAACUAAAAUAACACCAUUAUCUUCACCCGUUAACUCUGAUCACGUUUAUGUUAACUUAUCAAUGCCAUUAAUUAAUACAUUGUCUUUAAGAUCAAUUGACGUAAUUGAUGCUCCAGUGAGGACGACUAAAUCAGAGGAAAACAUUUCCAAGUUGUCAUCUCUACAAAUAAAUAAAGUAAGAGACGGUGUAGUUGGAGAAAAUCAGCCAUCUAAAUCGGAAAUACAUCUGAAUAUAAGCUCUGAUGACGUAGAAAAAACUGAAAUCGAUGGGACAAAACCGAAUAUUGUUGGGGCUACUCCAAAGAGAACAUUGGCUAUCCUACCGUCAACCUCUUUAGUCAAAUCUGUUGUUAGUCAAUUAAAUGAGCAAAAUAUCAACCGAGUUGGUCUGCCAAAAAAACAAGUAAUAGCGCCUAAAACAUUACAAAUACCAAAGCUGACUGAGAAACCGGUGCCAAAGAGAAACUUAAAACGUAGUAAUUCCGUAACUAGUAGCUUAAUAAGUAGUGAUGUAGAGCAGAAUACUAACAUCCUACAACACCAAUACCUUCAAAAACGAAAUCACUUUCCAAACAUCACUUCUAAAGGGAAAAAUAAAAAGAAUUUUCAAAUACCCUUACAGAAGCAUCACAGUUUCUGUUAUUUCCAACCAAUUAGAGUAGAUAAACGGAUCCCUGUAGAUCAAGAGAGAUCCUAUAACAACACCAUAGGCCCAAUGAUAUACCAACCGACAGACCCACAAUAUUACACCAAAACGUUAAAUAGAACAAGAGAAAAGAAUAGUCAGAGGUUAAAUCGUUUAAAAAAAUCUGAGAGUCUCAGAGAAAAACUAUCUUGCGUAGGAGUGUAUGAUAAUUAUGAAAAGCCUGAUUAUCCUGAACCAGAAUACAAUGAUUCUGAAAGGAAAUCAUAUUUACAGUUAUUAAAAGGCAAUUACAUAUCAAACUCAUCCCGACACAUAGAGCCAGAACAAUACUGUUCUAAUCUUAAUACUAGAGAAGAGAAACCUAAACAUAAGAAAUUAGUAUACGCAGACUUAGCGCUAGGUAAUGAUAGUACUAACAAAGAAACUAACAGUGGUUAUAAGAAUAAUGUAGGAAGUAGUCAAAGAAAGACGCAGCCUAGAAGUGAAUACGCUACUCUCAAAUUCAAUGAGAUAGAUCCAUUUAGACCAGAAGACCAAUUUAUAUACGCGGACGCAGAUAUGAAGGACUACGGCCCUAUCAACUACAAGGCAGCUUCGAUCUACGCUCAAAUGAAAAAAGUUAAGAAUCAACAGAAAAUGCAAGAGAUCUACGACGAGAACCAUCCCGACGACGACAUGUUGUGA
Leptosia nina is the source of this 5010-nucleotide messenger RNA. The record is from the annotation of a GenBank genome assembly. NCBI's taxonomy places the organism in Eukaryota, Metazoa, Arthropoda, Insecta, Lepidoptera, Pieridae.